Cyanistes caeruleus (blue tit) is the source of this 7746-nucleotide messenger RNA. NCBI's taxonomy places the organism in Eukaryota, Metazoa, Chordata, Aves, Passeriformes, Paridae. The record is from RefSeq and is a predicted model, not a curated record.
GGCUCCUGAGCCCCCGAGAGCACCUUCCAGUGCCUAAAGGGGCUGCGAGACAGAUGGAGAGGGGCUUUUGGUGGGGCGAGGGGGAAUGGCUUCAUGCUGGCAGAGAGCAGGGUUAGGGGAAAUAGUGGGGAGAAAUUGUUCCUGUGAGGGUGAUGGGACCCUGGCACUGGGUGUCCCUGAGUCCCUGGAGGUGCCCAAGGCCAGGUUGGACAGGGCUUGGAGCAACCUGGAAUAGUGGGAGGUGUCCCUGCCCUUGAUGGGGUGGGAUUAGAUGAUUUUUUAAGGUCUCCUCCAUCCCAAGCCAUUCCAGGAUUGCAGGAUGGGGGGAUUGUGUCAGACUGGGGCUCCACACAGGAAUUCCUUGGCCAGUCCUGCCAGAGCAGCCAGUGCACAUCCUGAAGGCUUUGCUUUACCUGGCUGUGAGGUUUGCAAACAUUGGUAUUUCUUUUUCCUAAUUUUUUUAAACGAGGUGCUGAAAAAAUAGAAAACCUGCAAAAUUCAGUGUCUAAGCUGUGUUUCCCAGUAGGAAAUGGGUUUAGCUUGAGCUGGGGGAGCAGUGUCCCACUCAGUGUCCCCCCACCCCACUGAGAUGUGGCUGGGCAAAGGGGUGCUGUGCCUGCCCUCAGUGCUUGGAGCUUUAAAAGAAACCCAAAUCGACAGCAGAUGAAAGAAACCACCACAACCUCUGCAGCUAAGUCCACCUGUGGCCAUUAAUCACGCCCCUAAAAAUAUAUUGCUGUGUUUAAUCCCAAACCACAAAUUUACUGUCUAAAGAAUUAUCAGAAUAAAUACUUCUAACAGUAAGGACCAUUUAAAUCACUGGUGUGUACUAGCAAACCUCAAAACUGCUCCAAAGGCAGUUUUUUCUUUCCUUGCAGACCAAUUUAAACCUGCCAACAAUAGCCUUUUUUUCCUUAGCUAGCACAAAUACCCCCUACCCCAUAUAUGACCUGAGUUUGGUAAAAAUGGACUUUUUCCAAAGCAAUAUUUUAAAUAACAUAAAAGAGAUUUCCCAGCUCAAAAUCCUUUAUAGGUGAGUAGUACCUUUUAUAUGUCUUUUUUUUCCCUUAAUAUUUUGCCUGAAACUGACAGGUGAAGUUUGUGCUUGGGACUGAGCACUGAAAUGAAAUGAAAUCUCCCAUUUAUACAGAGCUACAGCAUUUUAAUCAAAUAAGCUGUAGAAAAAGUUGUAUUUACAUGAGAAAAGUAGAGGUUUUUGUUGAUUGAUUCAAGCAUUGUGUGUUGGGUGUAAGAAUUGCUUUUCCAGGGAGAAGUCAGGUGCUAUCAAUGACAAUUCUUGUUGCUAAUGUGUUUUUUCCAAAUUCUGAUUUGCACAAGGUUUUGGUUUUGGCACUUUUCCCUGCCUUACUCGUCAAAGUUAAGAAAUCAUAAUUUGCAGUUGUUCAGGAUUAUUGUUGUUAAGGAAAUAAGAAAUGGCAAUGGAAGAGAGGAUUUAGUGACAUGGGGUACAAACCAGAGCUUUAACUCAUGGCUGGAGCUGAGAAGUCAUUUUGAGCCAUCAGAGACAUGAUGGGAAAAGCCCCUGUGACUGCCUGGGUCAGCAGGGAGCUGAUCCUCCUAAAAACUGGCUGAACACUGCAAGAAACCUUUGUUUUAAGCCCAUGCAGUUUCUUGAUCUCAUUUACAGAAAGUCCACACAAGGCAUGGAGGGGAGCAAAUGGGUUGGCAGAUGAGGGCAGGAUUUUGGUGAUAAUACUGAGAUUCCAUCUGGAAAUGGUGAUGAGGACCCAGCACCUGCUCGAGGAGAGGAUGUGGAUGGAUAGGAGGUGUCAUAUCAAGACUUGAAGUUACCACACAGCAUUUUUACCAAGUCUAGUUGUCUUCCCUGUCCUCCAGGCCAAAGAUUAGAAUAAUUAGCAGAAACAGAACUGUGGAGAAGAUCUUGGAUUUGGAGUUUAGCAAAGCCUUGGAGGAAGGAGGUGGCAUCUCCUUCCCUGGGGCUUGGUAAGAACAGAUGAGACAAAUGGUGUUUGCUGUGGGCACGUCCCACCCUGUGGAGCUUCACUCAAAAUCCAGUAGAGUAACCCAGAUAUUUUCUUCCCUGUGAUGCCUCCCACAGCAUCCCUGGGGGCCUUGGUGGCUUCUUUCCCUCGCUUUUUUAUUUUUGUUUGCCACAGAAGUGACUGAUUUGUGGUCCUUGAAGGACUGGCAGUGCUUGGGUUGUGUUUCUGUCACCUCCCUGGGCUGCAGGCGGGGUCUGAUCCCAUUUUUGCCAGGCACUGGAGGAUUGCUGCUGAAAGACAAACUUUGUGUCAGGGGGAAGAUAAACCAAAGGAGACUGAGCAGAGGGGGGACAGGGAAAGGCACAAGACACAAGCAAGUGGCACUGGGGCAGAAUUAACACAGCAUUGCUAAAUAUAUGCUUUGGAUGGAUUUCAUUUUUAACUUUGGGCUGAGAUAAGGGCCAGCAAGGCUGAUGGGGAAGGAGUUUCCUCACCCCUCCACAAGCUUCUACAUUGCCCUGAAGCAUUUGCAAAAAUAUUAAGAGCUGCUGGGAUAAAGAAAGUGAUGUAAAAACCCGUGCUGUCAAGGAGUUUUAUUUAUUAUCUGUGCUCAUGGUGCUAUAAUCACUAUUCCUCCUCAAUUUUUCUUUUUUCCUUUUGUAAAAAUAAGUAAAUGUAAGGAGUCUCCUUUCCACUUUUUUACCCUGGGGAGGCAGUGAGAGGGAAGGAGGUGUGUCCUCACCACCAGCCAAGGCCACCACUGCCCACCCUUGGGGUGAGCAUCCUCUCCCAUGCCCGUGGGAGACCUGGGACCUGCUCCUCCCUCCUGAGAUGAUGCUGGGGUUCAGAGACAAGGUUCUGUGAGCUGAGGGAGGGUUGUCCUUUCUGCCCAUGCCUAAAUUCCUGCAGCUCCAGAGGGCCCUCAAAGGCUUAAAAGUCUCCCACCACAUAGGAAGUUGUGUUCCCUCUUUGUCUCUCUCUCACCGAGUUCAAGGAGGCUUAACAAGUCACUGGGGACAGAAACAAUAAUAUCUCUGUAUCUAAUGCUUACUGUAAGCAAAAGAUGGAUUACAAAAUAGGCUGUUUAUUUUUAAUUAUUAAUGUGUUUGUGCUAGCAAACCUUCGCAGAGUUACACAUUGUUUGUCACGGAUGGGAAAGGGGAUGAACUAUUUGGCAAUAGUAUUAAAAACAAUAAUUAUUCAUCCUGGGCAUGGCCAUUUUUUUUUUUUUCCCCCUAGUGUACAAUAAAAAUUUUUCAAAGUAUAUGCUGAGGCAAGGCCAGAAAGCGUUGUCCUGAAGCAAAGGGUGGCAGAAAUCAGGGUUUUUCUCCUAGUUCAGUGAAAAAAUUUUGCUUCACUGCCCUGCUCUCCUCUCCCCAAGGAUUCACCAGGGAAAAUGCCUCCCUGGACUAUUUACAGCCCUCUCCUUGCACUGCACCAGAGGAAUUAUCUGCCUCCUCCAGCCCUCAGCUAAUCCCUAAAUUGCAUCUCUGCUGCAAAGCUGAGUUUAUUUUCAUUCCAUCAUCUCGUAGUUUUAAGUAUUACGAGGAAUAAAAUGGACAUGCAAAGUGGUGCUUUAAUUUUCAAGGGCAGUAAAGUGUUUUAUUUUUAGGAUGCUCUUAUUGAGGAAAGAAUCUCUGGCAGGUCUUAUCUGGUGGCUAAUAAUAGUGACCUGGUGUGCCCUGAGUGCUGCUGCCCUGCCCUUCUCACGCCUCCUGCUUACCCUGGGUGCUUCUGAUCAGCUCAUUAGGGCUGCCAAAAUUACAGGCUCUAAUAAUGUAAUAGCAAGGUUUGCUCGCAGUAAUUAACUCCUCGCACCGCGUGUUUUUGCUGGAAGGGUGACGUUGGUAAUUAGAGAGCACAAAUAUUUACUGUAAGCAGGUUUUCCUCUGCAGGCUUUAGGAAACCAUCUGUGUGUCACCCUGUUGAAUAUCACAUUAGAAAAUACUGAGGAGGGGCAGCUUGCUCUGAGAACCCUUUUUGGGUAUAAACACCCCGUUUUCAGGCUCUUCCUGCUCUCAGUUUCAAUAUAAAUCUUGCUUCCUAGGAGCUUUUUGGUUUUUGUGUGGUCUGUUUAUUGAUAACAAAUGGAUCCCACGCUGAAUUUGUUUCACAUCAUUAAAUACAAUUUCCCCAGUGACAGUGGGGCUGCUCCUCCCAGUUUAUGGUUAUGGUUUUUCCCUGAACUCAGGAGAUAAACAUCAGCACCUCAAUGCACCAAGUGCAUUUUUUUAAAAAAAAAAGCCAUGUUGAAGUUUCCAUCUUUCCUAAAAGCAGAAUUUGCUCCUGCAGUCCAGCAGUGUUCCUGCAGCUUGUCAUCAAAGCAAGAAGCAUGCUGGAGGAAGUAUAAAUAGAAAUUCAUUUUAGUAAUGCAAAUCCCACAGUCCUAUUUUGGGCAGGGAAAAUCCCCACACCAUUUUUUUAAAAAAGAAGUGUGAUGGUCUAGUUUUAAGACUAGGCUUAUGAGGGAUUUUGUCUACCAGUGUGUUGUGGUGGAGAUUCUCCUCUGCCAUUUAAAUAUAUCUGUUUCUGAUUAAUCUAGCUUUUACAUGCUAUAAAUCCUUGCAAAUUAGCUCGGGAUAUGACCUCCUCCAGCAACUCACUCUGUUUUAUUUAGUGGAGUGGUUUUGGCAGAUAAGUCCCCUCUUUUCUGCCUUCUAUGACUCCACUGGGAAAACAGUGAAGAGACAAAAACUUUGAAAUAUUUCACACCCUCAUCUUCUGUUUUUUUUCCCUUCAGACGUGGCUUUUUUGCUUAUAGCCCCCUAAGCUGCUUGUGUGACCCCUGCUGCACCGUUUAGUGACUUUGCAAUGCUCUCUCUCUCUCUAAUAGUUGGUGAACACCAGCUGACAGGGCACAAAGUAGCAGUGAAAAUACUGAACAGGCAGAAAAUCCGCAGCCUGGAUGUGGUGGGGAAGAUCAAGCGAGAAAUUCAGAACCUGAAGCUCUUCCGGCACCCUCACAUUAUCAAGCUGUACCAGGUCAUCAGCACACCAACAGACUUCUUCAUGGUCAUGGAAUACGUGUCCGGCGGGGAAUUGUUUGAUUACAUCUGUAAGCACGGACGUGUCGAGGAGGCAGAAGCUCGACGCCUUUUCCAGCAGAUCCUGUCGGCAGUGGAUUACUGCCACAGGCACAUGGUUGUGCACAGGGACCUGAAGCCAGAGAACGUGCUGCUGGAUGCACACAUGAAUGCCAAGAUAGCUGAUUUUGGACUGUCCAACAUGAUGUCAGAUGGUGAAUUUCUCCGCACCAGCUGUGGUUCCCCAAAUUAUGCAGCCCCUGAAGUCAUCUCUGGAAGGCUCUAUGCUGGCCCAGAGGUGGACAUCUGGAGCUGUGGUGUCAUCCUCUACGCCCUCCUGUGUGGCACUCUGCCUUUUGACGACGAGCACGUCCCCACCCUGUUCAAGAAGAUCCGUGGGGGAGUGUUUUACAUCCCUGAAUACCUGAACCGCUCCGUGGCCACGCUCCUCAUGCACAUGCUGCAGGUGGACCCCCUCAAGAGAGCCACCAUCAAGGACAUCAGGGAACACGAGUGGUUCAAGGAGGAGCUGCCCAGUUACCUGUUCCCAGAGGACCCGUCCUACGACGCCACGGUGAUCGACGACGAGGCGGUGCGGGAGGUGUGCGAGAAGUUCGAGUGCACGGAGUCGGAGGUGAUGAACAGCCUGUACAGCGGCGACCCCCAGGACCAGCUGGCCGUGGCCUACCACCUGGUCAUCGACAACCGCCGCAUCAUGAACCAGGCCAGCGAGUUCUACCUGGCCUCCAGCCCCCCCACCGGCUCCUUCAUGGACGACAGCUCCCUGCACAUCCCUCCGGGCGUGAAGCCGCACCCCGAGCGGAUGCCGCCGCUCAUCGCCGACAGCCCCAAAGCCCGCUGUCCCCUGGACGCCCUCAACACCACCAAGCCAAAGCCCCUGACUGUCAAAAAGGCCAAGUGGCACCUGGGGAUCCGCAGCCAGAGCAAGCCCUAUGACAUUAUGGCCGAGGUGUACCGGGCUAUGAAGCAGCUGGACUUUGAGUGGAAGGUGGUGAACGCCUACCACCUGCGGGUGCGCCGCAAGAACCCCGUCACCGGCAACUACGUGAAGAUGAGCCUGCAGCUCUACCAGGUGGACAACCGCAGCUACCUGCUGGACUUCAAAAGCAUCGAUGACGAGGUGAUGGAGCAGAGGUCUGGCUCCUCCACGCCCCAGCGCUCCUGCUCGGCCGCAGGCUUGCACCGGCCGCGCCUGAGCAUCGACGCGGCCGCGGCCGGCGAGUGCCAGUCUCUGAUGGGCUCCCUGAGCGGCUCCUUGGUGGGCAGCAUCCCCUCGGUGCCCCCACGCCUGGGCAGCCACACCAUGGACUUCUUUGAGAUGUGUGCCAGCCUCAUCAUGGCCCUGGCCCGCUGAUGGCACCGGCCCCUCUGCGCGCCGUGAGGAUCUGCGCCGACUCGUCCGCGCCUCCUUUCUUUUGCUCCCUUGUUCUUCCUCCUCCUCCCCACACUGCCGAGUCCAGACCCAAAACAUGCUUCCCUCUAGCGAGGCACCAAGGAAAUUAACUUCAUUUCCUCUCCUUGUGCCUGGCAAAAUGUAUCCAAUACCCCUUUGGUUUUCUUUCCUCGUGAAGCCCAUGGGGAGUGUCGAGGCUGUAACCUAACAAACGUAUCACGGAGUUUUUGGAAAACUUCUCCCCCCUGGUUCUCCCUGAGGAAAUGGAGGCAUAGCCAAGCUUCCUGCAGGGAGUUUGAUGUAGGGGCAGGAUGGGCUGAGCCAGGGUGGAGGGGCUGACCAGGAGCUCUGUGGAAUGGAGGGUGAUGAAGCAGCUCUGUUCACACCCAGGUACCAGCCUCCCUUAACACUUUUCUCCCCAAAGCAGCAGCUGCUUAGAUGCUUCUGCACUAGUGCAAUAUGACCUCCCUCCCCUCUCUUUUUCCCCUCUGCUAAAGAUGGGGAGGGAAGGUGGGAUGUGCAAAGGUCCUGCUGCAAAGCUGCCAUGGGGAGGCCUCCCCAUGUCCAGCCUUUGCAGAGGAGCGUCCCUAAGGUGCUUCAUUUCCUCCCGAGAGCUCCGGACAGCGCUGGCCCGCUCGCCACGCUCAGAGCCGAAGGCAGAUUGCCUUUUCCCCAGCCCUUAAUCCUCCCUCCAGCCUGCUCCCCCUCCCCUGCCUCACCACGGGCUCCACCUGGACCCCAAGCAGGGUUCAGGUGAGCAGAGGACAGGAUCUGGGUCACCCACCUGACAACCCAGUGCUUCACCCGAGGGCUGGCAUCGUCCCUGCCGGGCAGGAGCCAUCAGCAGCUCCGGAGCUCUCACCUCUCCCCUAGGAAGCUCUGCCUGUUGUCACCUCCCCAAAAUCACUGCCAAAUCUGCCUUUCCUGCUGCUGGACACUCACUGCUCCUGCCCAAGGGCUCUCCUCUCCUGCUGCUGCCCACUGGACCGUGACCUUCGCCACGCCGCUGACCAGGCAGGGAUAUCCCAACCCGGAAUUUUACUGUUCCUUUGCUACUGGCUACCUGAAGGAUGGGAUUUUAAUUUUUAAGACAAACAGCAGGGAUUUUUAAGGUUAAAUUCUUGUUACCCAAGGGUAAAACCCAAUGCAUGUGUGACUUCUUUGUUUUAAAGAGUUAUUAUUUUUUAUUACACGGGAUUAAUCUAAUGGGCAGCAUUGGCAUCUGCUUGGCUUUGACAUGGUAUUUAAUUCCAUUUACUUGAUUAUGAAGUAAUAGUCUAAUCAAGGAACAAAUGCUUUAUGAGAGCUUUGCCAAAAAAAUCCUGGGUGGGGGGGGUUUGGUUUU